Messenger RNA from Triticum aestivum (bread wheat), 516 nucleotides. RefSeq lists its product as uncharacterized. NCBI's taxonomy places the organism in Eukaryota, Viridiplantae, Streptophyta, Magnoliopsida, Poales, Poaceae. The record is from RefSeq and is a predicted model, not a curated record. Gene Ontology annotation, biological process: cell fate determination. The transcript has 2 exons. The coding region runs from base 46 to 423 and encodes 125 amino acids.
ACGGCGUAUCUGCUUGCACAUCGGGGCUUAGUACUAGACAAUAGCAUGGAGAUCAAGCCAGCCGUGAUCCUUGUGGCCUGUGUGUUAUUCUGCAUCAGCAACAGAGGCAGUGCAGCGGGGUGCAGAACUUCAGAUCUUGUUGUCACCACGAAGGACUACCCGGAUCCGGGAGGAAGGCUAGUGCAAUACGUGACACUGGUGAACAACUGCGGCUGCACGCAGAAGAACGUGAAGCUGGCGUGCGCGGGGUUCAGCUCUUCCAUCGAGGUCUACCCGGACACCGCCAUCAAGCCGGACGGCGACGGCAAGCUCUGCACCCUCUACGCCGGCCGCCCGGUUGGGCCUAAACAGAAGGUCUUCUUCAACUACGAGUCAAGUACCCGGUUCAGCUUCCAGCCCGUCUCCUCCACCAUUGUAUGUUAGAUACUGCGAAUAAAUGGUAUCAUGGUCAUAUCAGAAAUAUGUUUCCAUGGCGACAAAAACGAUAUAUCUGAAUAAAGUUCUUAGUUCCUACCA